Molecule: messenger RNA, 1464 nt
Organism: Olea europaea var. sylvestris
Lineage: Eukaryota; Viridiplantae; Streptophyta; Magnoliopsida; Lamiales; Oleaceae
Exons: 2
Coding region: 353-1222 (289 amino acids)
Source: RefSeq, a predicted model, not a curated record
AUGGAGCUAUUACGGCAUUUAGUUUAAUGUUAAAUAACCGAGUAUCGCUGAAUAACAAUACUUAUUAUCCCACAAAGGAGACUUCUCCAUAUAGUUCAUGAAUGAGUAUAAGUGACACGGUGUCAUGGAUUGCAAUAUGAGUUGCUUAUCCUGUAUCAAUUAUUUCUUGUCACCCAACUGGUAAUCAACUUUAACAUAUUAUUUUCGGUAGUGUUUGAUGGCUUUGAGGUUAUAAUAUUCUAGAAGAUUUCAUUUUGUAAUUAUUGUAGUUUAGUUGUUCUGAUUUGUGCUUUUGCAGAUCUUUUCUGCAACUUUUCACUCUUGUAGUAGAGGGACAGCUGCAUCCCACAUAAUGUCAUCUGCUCGAGAUAUAAUCAGCCCUAGUGAGACAUCAACAGACCCACCUGACUCAGCUUGUCAUGAUACAGGAUAUCUUUCUAUGAAUGAUCUCAAAAACUGUUUGAACGAGUUUGUAAAUAUUGAGAACUUUGAGAUAGCAACUCGUGGCUUCACUCCAUCUCCUGAGGGGGAGGAUAUAGGCAAUGUGGAGAAGGAAGUUGAACAUAACCAAUCCCAUGGGAAGAAAUCAAACGGUCUAGCUUCAGAGAAACACUUUAGCAAGUGUGCCACAUUUCCGUCUCCUGCAUUCCCUGGCAAGCAUAAAAAAUUCAUUGCUGACGAAUUAUUGGAUGAGAAAGAGCAGCAGGGUUGUGAUAUAACCACUAAAGUCUCGACAUUGAAUGGUGAUGCCAAAUCUGCUAAUCAGUCAUAUUCACGUUGCAUAUCCUUGCCUACUCCUAUGAAGCUUGUAUCUGCCUUGAAAGGUAGCCGUGAAAAGCAGGGAAUACCACCCAAGAAGCUAUUAGUAACGUGGGCCCCUGAGGUGUAUGAUCCAGUUCCUUCAGCAGUGUCACACGUGGCAUCAAACAAGCAUCAUCGCCAUCGGAGUGAUAGCAGGAAGUACGGGAAGACCAAACAGAAGGGCAGUAGUAAAUCUUCACGAGGCAGCAAGGGAAAAGACAAGAAGCAAGCCAGGAAGAAUGUUGGAAGUGCUAGCAGUUCUUUCAAGUCAUUUACUGAUUGUUACAUAGUGCAUGGUUUUGAUGAGCCACUUACUGGUACUGAGAAUUUCGACGUUGGCAGCCCAGUUGCAUUCUGCGGAAGUAGUUUUCUUAAAAAACCGAUCACCAAGUUGCACUUUGCAGUCGCAGAGGCUACAUGAGCCCUCGUCUGAUCAUUUUCAUUUUACUGGUGACGUAAAAUGAAUAAAUUUGUGAGGUUUUGUUGUUGAUAGGACUACUGAAUUUUCUCUGAAAAUGUUGACCUGAUGGUGGAACUUCCAUGAAAGUUUGAUGAGUUCUUUUUAGUGGUGAUGUGCUUUCGUGUUGUAGUAUUGUGUCAUUUUCCUCGAGUUUGUUGUGACGUAAUGUGCUACCAUUUAUUUGAAAAUAAUGUCAUUCAUAA